This is a messenger RNA of Camelina sativa (false flax), 1398 nucleotides long. RefSeq lists its product as uncharacterized. Gene Ontology annotation, molecular function: RNA-DNA hybrid ribonuclease activity; nucleic acid binding. The record is from RefSeq and is a predicted model, not a curated record. NCBI's taxonomy places the organism in Eukaryota, Viridiplantae, Streptophyta, Magnoliopsida, Brassicales, Brassicaceae.
AUGGCUAGAGUCCUUCUAGGGAAGUACUGCCCGAACUCAUCUCUACUGGACUGCGCAGUGCCAAACUCUGCAUCCCAUGGAUGGCGGAGUAUCUGCAUCGGAAGAGAUCUUUUGAAACCUCACGUGGGACGCAUCAUUGGAUCAGGUACCACUACUCCACUGUGGAAUAGCCCUUGGCUAUCUCUAGACACCCCCACCUCCCCAAUGGGACCACCACCAGCAGAAUCACAAGGAUGGACAGUUUCUGACCUCCUUGAACCAGGCACUUCAAAGUGGAAUAUAGAUCUCAUCAAACGAACUCUACCUGCGCAUGAAAAAGAAAUUUUACAGUUAAAACCGAGUAAGCAAGGAGCCCUGGACCGAUGGGCAUGGCUUCUGACACAGGAUGGAACUUAUAACACAAAAUCAGGCUACUAUACCGCUCACUCGGAAGACUCUAACUCAAUAGCUCCUCAAACCUCCCAGGCGUCAUCGUCAUUCAGUUGGACAGCUAACAUCUGGAAUGUUAAGACGUCCCCAAAAACAAAGCUACUUAUUUGGAAGAUUGUCCAACAAGCCAUUCCGGUGGGAGCAAACCUCAACCGCGGGCUUAUCUCGGGAGAUGCGAAGUGCCCACACUGUAGUGAGACCGAGUCUGAACUACAUUUAUUCUUCUGUUGCCCGUUUGCGACUAGGGUUUGGGCCCUAGCCCCUUUCAAUAGUAACUUCCCCUCCCAAUCCUUUACAUCCAUCACUGAAGGAAUCUCCUCCGCAAACCGACUUAUAUGCCUACCACCCUCUGGAAUUGGAGGAGGUCCUCUAGCCCCUUGGAUCCUCUGGAUGAUAUGGAUGGCUCGAAACAAAAUGAUUUUCAACAAGGAACGCAUAAGGGUUGAGGAAGCGACUGUAAUUGCUAUAAUCAGGGCAAAGGAAUGGCAAUCAGCGCAAUUGGAGAAACUAAAAUCAAUUGUGCUCCCAACUCCAUCCCCAGUAAAUCAGGUACAACAAAAUGAGAACUUGAUUACCUGUUUUGUAGACGCAUCGUGGAUCUCUGAACCGAAAGCGGGACUCAGAUGGGUCUUCACGGAUCAGCACGAACAGAUCUUACAACAAGGCUCAGAUCUGGCCACACACGUCUCCUCCCCUUUGAUGGCCGAAGCGUUAGCAACUCUAACUGCGGUUGAAGUUGCAAUUGCUUCGGGUUUCACUCACCUCUCGAUCGCCUCAGACUCUCAGACGUUAGUCAAGGCUUUGAAUUUGAAGCUCCACUCGAAGGACCUUCACGGGAUUCUCCAUGAUAUCCUAGAUCUAUCCAAUCGUUUCUCUAGUUGUAAUUUUCGUUUUAUUCCUAGAACCCAGAACCAGAUCGCAAAUGAACUAGCAAAGAGAGCUCUUUCUAUGUCUCUACCUUGUAUGUGA